Molecule: messenger RNA, 2880 nt
Organism: Hibiscus syriacus
Lineage: Eukaryota; Viridiplantae; Streptophyta; Magnoliopsida; Malvales; Malvaceae
Product: pollen receptor-like kinase 4
Exons: 3
Coding region: 463-2490 (675 amino acids)
Biological process (GO): protein phosphorylation
Molecular function (GO): protein binding; ATP binding; protein kinase activity
Source: RefSeq, a predicted model, not a curated record
ACCAUCCAAAUAAAAAAAGAGUGCAAAAGUGCUUAAAAUUGGAAGGCAGUCCUGGCAUUUCUCCGACGCGCAUCUCAGCUUCUAACCCACAAAAUCAUGCCCCGUGGCUAAGAAUAUAGCAAUGUUUACUCGGAUUCACCAACUUUGGAUCCUCUACCUUCCAUCCUUUUAUUACAGAAAUCAUCACCAACUCUCCUAUUCUUGGGAUUUUACGCCAAACGUAUCGUGCUGUGGCGUUUGUCCCCUGAUUUUCUUCUUCAACUCUCUUUCAUCCCUCACGCUUUCCCUUGUCCCAAAAAAACAAGAAACACGGCAACAACAAUCGAAGCAAGUAAAUGCAAGGAAAAGGAAGAAACGAGAUAAGAAUUAGUUAAGCUCAUGCAAUCAAAAUCAAAACCCGUUUCCAAUAUCGACGCCCGUGUUGAUUGCUUAGGUAACAAAGCUUCCACGUUGUAGCAAGCAAUGGUAAUGGGCACGCACAUAGCUAGGCUUGUGCGCAUGCCAAAUCCAUCGUUGUUCCUUGCACUUACUGUUCUUUUAUCAUCAUCGUUAGUGGUGGUCCACUCGGCCGGUGACCCGAAGGAGAUUGAGCCCCUCUUGACGUUUCGGGACUCGUUUACGGACCCAUCGGCUCUUUCCAAUUGGAAUGCUUCGAUUAAUCCAUGUACAGGAGAGGCAGCAAAUUGGAUUGGCGUUCUCUGCAGCGAAAACGGUAAAGUUCUGGGUUUGCAACUUGAGAACAUGGGUCUAUCAGGGGUGGUGAAUAUUGAAAUUCUUGAUCCAUUGGAGGACUUGCGCACUAUAAGUCUUAUGAACAAUAAUUUUGAAGGCAAAAUACCUGAGAUGAAGAAGCUGAGCAGAUUGCAGGCUUUGUUUUUAUCGAAUAAUCAUUUUUCUGGGGAGAUUCCUGAUGAUACAUUUGAAGGGAUGAAAUCGUUGAGGAAAGUGUUUUUGGCAAAUAAUAUUUUUAGUGGCAAAAUCCCUUCCUCGCUAACUAAAUUGCCUAAGCUAGCAAUUCUGAAAUUGGAGGGGAACGGAUUUAGUGGCCCGGUGCCUGAAUUCACCGGGAACGAAUUGAAGAUGGUGAACUUGGCUAACAAUCAACUUGAGGGUCCUAUCCCAAAAAGCUUAAGCAAAAUGGCUGACCACUUUUUCUCAGGGAACAAAAAUCUAUGCGGGCCACCUCUCAAAGAAUGCGCUAAUCUCAGCCCUCCGCCUCCCGGUUCUCCGCCAACCUUCCCACCGACCCCUCUGACACCCAUAAUUAAAAAGUCAUCAACUUGUCUACAGAUUGCCCUCAUUGUGGUAUCUGUAGCUUUAGUACUGGUUAUUUUAUUAUUCCUUUUCUUUCUCCUGCGGCGGAGAAGGGAAUACAAAACAUGGGAGGAGGAAGCAUUCGUUGUUGAGUCAUAUAAGCCGCCGCCAUCACCUUCCGUCGAAGUGGAAAAGAAAGCCCCACAACCAACUCCAGCUCCCCACGUGAAAAGGACUGAAUUGAUAUUCUUGAAAGAUGAUGUCCAAAGGUUCGACUUGCAAGAUCUAUUGAAAGCCUCGGCUGAGAUUCUGGGUAGUGGGAAUUUCGGAGCUUCGUACAAGGCCAUGAUAGGGAAAGGUGAAGUGGUGGUGGUGAAGAACUAUAAGCAAAUGAAUAACUUGGGGAAGGAAGAAUUUAACGAGCAUAUGAGACGAUUAGGAAGGUUGAACCAUCAGAACUUGCACCCUUUAUUGGCUUAUUACUAUAGGAAAGAGGAAAAACUAUUGGUUACCAGCUUCAUGGUUGAUGGUAGCCUGGCUAGUCACCUUCACGCCAACCGUUCCCGUGAUAAUCCGGGUCUUGAUUGGUCGACUCGGUUGAAUAUCAUAAAAGGAGUUAUCAAGGGGUUGAAUUAUCUCUACAACCAGCUGCCAACCAUAGUUGUUCCCCAUGGGCAUUUGAAAUCUUCCAACGUGCUUUUGGGCAAGAACUUUGAGCCUCUCUUGUGCGACUAUGCAUUGAGGUCAUUGAUAAACCAGGACCAAGCUCACAAGAUGAUGACGGCUUACAAAUCACCGGAGUACGCAAAGACCGGUCACAUAAGUAGGAAAACCGACGUGUGGUGCCUAGGCAUACUCAUCCUGGAGAUCUUAACAGGUAGGUUUCCAGAGAACUACCUAACAACCAGUUACGAUCGCAACAUGAAUUUAGCCACUUGGGUGAAUAAGAUGGUUAAGGAUAAGAAGAUCAGUGACGUGUUCGACACGGAAAUGAAAGGAGCUAAGAACUGCAAAGGCGAAAUGAUAAACGUGUUGAAUAUCGGCCUAAGUUGUUGCAAUGAGGAUUCGGAGGCAAGACCCGAGCUGAAGGAAGUACUGAAAGAGAUUGAAGGGUUAAAAGGGGGAGACGACGAUGACGACGAUUCGUCUUCAACCAUAGGUGAAGUGAACGUGAGUAUAUCCCGGGGUCAUAAACAUAGUAAAAUGAAAGGUGAUCCUUCGUCCUUCGAUCGUUGACCUAUACAGAUUCAAGGGGGUGAAAAAGAUGCGAAUGUAAGGAAACCAAAUGCUCCGGCUAUGUCUUUUCAUGAAGAACAACAACAACAAGGGUGUGUUAAGCUUUUCUCUCCACAUGUAAAAUGAAAAGCAUGGUUGGGCCGUAAUUCGGAGCUGGUUUAUACAUUUUCUAAGCCGGUGAAGGAAAUACAGAACAAAAAAGCAAAUAUUUGAUACAUUUCUCUUUGAAAUUAAAAGGACACAAAUGCAAAUAUUUGUUGCUAGUUUUUUAUUUUUUUUUCAUUUGUUAUAUUAGUGAUUCUAAUUUUUUUUAACAUAAAUUAAAGGCAGGCCUACGUGGCCAACGCAUGUAUUUACUUUAUUUUUGUACUUGGAUUACAUCAAAUCUUA